Micropterus salmoides (largemouth bass) is the source of this 4298-nucleotide messenger RNA. Its product is annotated as aminopeptidase Ey-like. NCBI's taxonomy places the organism in Eukaryota, Metazoa, Chordata, Actinopteri, Centrarchiformes, Centrarchidae. Gene Ontology annotation, biological process: peptide catabolic process; proteolysis. The record is from RefSeq and is a predicted model, not a curated record. The transcript is spliced from 21 exons. Gene Ontology annotation, molecular function: metalloaminopeptidase activity; peptide binding; zinc ion binding. The coding region runs from base 1260 to 4145 and encodes 961 amino acids. Gene Ontology annotation, cellular component: cytoplasm.
AGAGGAGAAAUGUCUCUCGUUUUCACCCUGUUUGAAACAAAUGCUGUGACACUGAUGGUUCAAGGUGACAACAUGAGUUGAUAAGAGGGUUUGCUGUCUUUUUAUUACCUUUGUAAAGUUAAAGUUAUUGAAAAGGUUAAAAGUGCUCUCCAUUGAUUUUACAUGUCAAAGUUAAACUACAAAUCAUGGGAGUACACCACCUGCGGAAACAGUUGUGUAAAGUCUUCUGUGGCUUUUGAGAAUAUUACUGUGACAUAACCCUAGUACCUAGGUUUGAAUUUUAAACAGUAAGCAGGCAUAGAGGAUGACAGAUAUGUGCGUUAAUCAGGCAGGGAUGGUCUAACAACAGAUGCUAUCAUGUUUGGGAAGCAUAGGGUCUGGAGCUGUUUGGAGUUUGUGGCCAUGGCAUUUUGCAUUGUGCCUUCCCUUCAUAAUUUUAUUAAUUUUACGGAAUCACUUUAACAUCAUAGCAGCCAACUGUACAGCUAAGUGCAACUAUAAAGAUGCGCAUAGAACAUUUCCAACAAAGUGGGGGAGUAUAUUUUGUUCAACCCAAUGGGAAGGCUUGUGACCUGACGUGCCACACUUGUAUUUUAAGGCUUCUAAUGUCCAGCGCCACUUCACUUCAUGCUAAUGUGAAAAAAGUCUAGUUGUUCCAGAUAUUUACCAAGCGUCUUGAGCCUGCAUAAUAUCAGCUAGCACUAAAAUCUGUACAAUGAACAUGAAUUUCUAAAAAAGUUCCUCUGGAAUGCUAUCCUUUCUCAAGAAAAUGUGAAGAGAAAUGUAUAGACCUGUGUCCAGCACUGUUCACGUACCAUUGCACAUUGUACACUACUUUUGGAAAACAUAUGUAUUCUGAUCCUAAGAAAAGAUAGUAUUCAGAAGUAUUGCACUGUAUCUACCCUUAAGACAAGGCAAGACACAGCAAGUUCAAGACCAGCUGCCAAUGGCAAUAAUUGUAUAUUCUGUGUUUGAAGAUUGCGCAAUAUCCCGUAUCCUGCCUCAUACAUCCUUGAGACAGACUCACCCUGGAUUUACUGGGGACGUUGCAGAUUUUGCCUGACCUGGUAUAAAUAGGAUUCCUCUUUGGCAACAAACUGAAGCUCUUCAGGACAAACUUUCAAAUGAGAGAUCUGGAGCAUUUUUUUGGAUAAGCAGCUGACGUGCUAAAAGUGAGUGCAGCGUGGCAGACAACACUGCUUUAAAAUCAGAUUCCACAGUCAACAGGUGAAUCCACUGAGUCAAACUAAAUACAAGACAUGGGGAAAGGCAUCUACAUCAGCAAACCAGUAGCAGUCACCUGUGUGGUUGCAGCCAUCGGUGUUGUGGCCACCAUCAUAGCUCUGUCUGUGGUUUACGCACAGGAGAAGUCAAAGAAUGAAGAGACACUUCUAUCCACUGUCAGCCCCAGCACCAGCACCACGCCCUCCACCCCGAAAGAGCCAUGGCAGCGCUACAGACUUCCGGACUCCCUCGCCCCUGUCUCCUACAAUGUGACAUUGUGGCCCCGGCUGGAGCCCAACGUAGAUGGCCUGUAUAUCUUCACUGGACACUCCACGGUGGUCUUCAGAUGUUUGCGGGAGACCGACCUCAUCAUCAUCCACUCCAACAAGCUGAACCUCACCAUAAUCGAGGGAUUCCAUGCCAAGCUGACGGGCCUCAAUGGAGCCGCUGCGCCUGGCAUGAAAAAAACCUGGCUGGAGGUCCCCACCCAGUACCUGGUGGUCCAGCUCAACAGCCCGCUACAGGCCGGCAGCAUGUAUGAGCUCUUCACCAAGUUUGUUGGAGAACUGUCCGACGACCUGGGAGGAUUCUACAGGAGUGAAUACUUCGAAGAUGGGGUGAAAAAAGUGGUGGCUACGACUCAAAUGCAGGCAACGGAUGCCAGGAAAGCCUUUCCAUGCUUUGAUGAGCCCGCCAUGAAAGCUAUCUUCCACAUAACUCUCAUGCACCCCCAUGAGACUGUGGCUCUGUCCAACGCCAUGAAUUACGAGCCUAUUAACAUCACUAUGGAUGGCCAGAGUUUAAUCCAGACAAAAUUUGAGCCCACAGAGAUUAUGUCAACCUACUUGCUGGCUUUUGUUGUGUGUGAUUUUACAUUCAUUGGGACGAAACCUGGUGCAGACGUUUUGAUCAGGAUCUGGGCUCGCAAGAAGGCUAUAGAGGAAGGCCAAGGAAACUAUGCCCUGGAGAAGACUGGACCCAUACUGGCAUUCUUUGAGAAAUACUACAACUCUUCUUACCCCCUGAGCAAGUCAGACCAAAUCGCUCUUCCUGACUUCAGUGCUGGAGCCAUGGAAAACUGGGGCCUGAUCACCUACAGAGAAACUGCCCUCUUAUAUAAUCCUGGCGUAUCAUCCAAUGGAGACAAUGAGUGGGUGGCAACAGUCAUCUCACAUGAGCUCGCGCAUAUGUGGUUUGGGAACUUGGUGACCACGAGGUGGUGGAAUGACUUGUGGCUCAAUGAGGGGUUUGCCACCUACGUCUCUUAUCUGGGAGCCAACUAUGCUGAACCAACGUGGAACAUGAAAGAUUUAAUAGUUCUGAAUGAGAUCAUUGGUGUAAUGGCUGUGGAUGCCUUGGCCUCCUCCCAUCCCCUCUCAACCAAUGAGGAGGACAUCCUGAAGCCAGAGCACAUCAGUCAGCUGUUUGACUCCAUCACAUACAGCAAGGGAGCCGCAGUCCUCAGGAUGCUCUCAGAGUUUAUCACUGAGACUGUCUUUUCCCAAGGACUCCAUACAUACUUGGAGGAGUUCAAGUAUAAGAACACAGUUUACACAGAUCUCUGGAAGCACCUGCAAAUGGCAGUGGAUAAAGCCGGCAUAAAGCUGCCACACUCUGUGGAGGUUAUCAUGAACCGCUGGAUCCUACAGAUGGGUUUCCCAGUGGUCACCAUCAACACCCAGACUGGAAAAAUCACCCAGAAACACUUCUUAUUGGACCCAGACUCUGAAGUGAACAUACCUUCAGAGUUCAAUUAUGAGUGGUUUGUCCCUAUUACGUGGAUUAAGACUGGUGGAGCUGAGCAGCAGUACUGGCUUCUUAACAAAGAAGCCACAAACACAAACUUGACUCUUGGUCCUAAUGAGUGGUUGGUAGCCAACAUAAAUAUGAAGGGCUUCUACAGAGUUAACUAUGACUCUGAAAACUGGGAGCGUCUCCUCACCAAGCUGAGCUCCAGACAUCAGGAUAUUCCAGUGAUCAACCGAGCUCAAAUUAUCGAUGAUGCUUUCAACCUUGCAAGGGCAAGGAUCGUGUCCACCACUCUGGCUCUGAGGACUACCAAGUUCCUUGAGAAAGAAGUCGAAUACAUGCCCUGGCAGACAGCCAGACGAAACUUGGACUACUUUUUCCUCAUGUUUGACCGCAGUGAAGUUUAUGGACCCAUGCAGGCUUACAUAAAGAAACAGGUCACUCCUCUGUUUAAAUACUUCAAAGAGCUCACUCUCAACUGGACAAAGAUCCCGGAAAACCACAACGACCAGUACAACCAGGUGAAUGCAAUCUCCUUGGCCUGCAGCACCGACGUGGAAGGCUGUAAGCAGCUGACCACUGGCUGGUUCAGAGAGUGGAUGAAAAACCCAAACAACAACAUAAUUAGUCCCAACUUGAAGUCCACAGUCUACUGUAGUGCAAUUGCAGCAGGAGGUAUAGCGGAGUGGGACUUUGCUUGGUCCAUGUACAAGAAUGCCACCAUUGCUUCGGAAGCUGAAAAACUCAUGCAUGCUCUGUCCUGCACCAAACAGCCAUGGCUGCUGAACAGGUAUCUCCAAUAUUGUCUGGACCCAGAGAAGAUCCGUAAGCAGGAUGCCACCUUCACCAUUGUUUACAUUGCUAGUAACCCCAUCGGUCAGCCUCUGGCAUGGGACUUUGUCAGAGCCAACUGGGCCCAUUUAUUCAAUGACUAUGGUGGCGGAUCAUUUAACUUCGGAAGACUAAUUGAUGGAGUGACCAAGCGAUUCUCCACUGAGUUUGAGUACAAGCAGCUGCUGCAGUUCAAAGAAGACAAUGCAGGGCAGUUAGGCUCGGCCACCUCGUCUUUUGAUCAGGUACUGGAGAGAACUAAGGCCAACAUGAACUGGGUGGCCUUGAACAAGCAACAGGUGCAUGAAUGGUUCACCAGUGAAGCAUCUUCUCUUGUUUAACACUCUCCCCUACUAAUUUUUCAAAUGUAUUGUUCUACUGACUUUUGCUCCAGCUGGAACUAAAUGUAGAAAUUUUUUGAAUUGAUGGAACUUUUAAAAAAUGUAUUGUUUUGAUUAAGCCUUUUUAUGAAUAAAUUUGAUACCAAAAUCUGG